UGUCACGCGUAUUGCAGGAACCCUUGUCACUUCUCUUACACAACGCAUAACACAGGUUUCUUCUUCUUCUUCUUCUUUCAACUCCAAAUGAAUUCUCCAAAGCUCACCUCAAAGCUCUUCAUCUUCUCUCUCCUUCUCUCCUUCUUCUUCAUCAUUCUUGCAAUACACAAACAACGCCAACUCAACCAACUCAACUCAAGGCUUUCACUCUUAGAAUCCAGCGUCGAGGAGAUGGAUCAUGAACUGCGAGGUAAGGAGAUUUUGGAAAAAGAAAUUACAUCUCUAAAGGAUAAGAUUGACUCCAUUCAAGACUUUUCUGAUGCAAAACGGUCUCACAUUGAAGAACAGGAGCUGGAAUCCAUUGUGAAGAAUCAAUGCUCGAAUUUCACAUGUCAUGUUAAGCCCCUCUUUGAUUUUCUAACUGAUAUAACUAUCGGGGCCUAUAAUUUGUCCAAGAACACUUUCAUAUCGCUUCUUGUCAAAUUCCUCAGGUCAGCAAUACCAUUCUUGCAGAAAUUAUACAUGACUGGCAUGCCGUAUUUCGAUCAAAUUGCAUCAGUGACAAAGAUUUACCUUGUAAGCCUAUGGAAUCUAUUGAAGAAAAUAAGUAUGUUCUUAUUUACUAUACUUAUGGAUCGGCUGAAUGGUUUUAUCCUCUGGUGUUUGGAGUUGGAAGCAGCUGAUUAGCAUGUUUGUAUUUCAUGACACUGAAUCGUUAAAGUUGUGAUAGGAAAUCCGUUAGAAUGAUGUUGAACUGAAUUUUUGCACUCUUCCAUGCACAAAUGGAAAAACAAUGAAUUACGGUUAGAUUAAGGCCUACUUUGCUUUUU
Molecule: messenger RNA, 830 nt
Organism: Cajanus cajan (pigeon pea)
Lineage: Eukaryota; Viridiplantae; Streptophyta; Magnoliopsida; Fabales; Fabaceae
Source: RefSeq, a predicted model, not a curated record